Molecule: messenger RNA, 2563 nt
Organism: Gallus gallus (chicken)
Lineage: Eukaryota; Metazoa; Chordata; Aves; Galliformes; Phasianidae
Gene: CFAP300
Product: C11orf70 homolog
Exons: 7
Coding region: 38-748 (236 amino acids)
Source: RefSeq, a predicted model, not a curated record
GCCGUCGCCAUGGCAACCGCCGCGGCGCCGCUGAAGGAUGUCGGCCGGGGAGCGGCGGGGUGCCGCGGGCUUCGCGUUUCGCCCCCUGCCCCAGAAAGCCUUCCCUUGCCUGCAGGACAGGGACAUCCGGGAGCGGCUUCUCAAAUGGUCAAUGCAAGGCAGUAUCGCAGCACAGGCGUUCAGCUUCGACCAGCAGUUUAAGCCCUAUCAAAAGGAUGAGUUCGUUAUGGCAUUUUUUAAUGAUCAGAAUGUGAUCUCCAAUUUAAAGUUGCUCUCAGCUUCAGGACAGUGGACUACAUUGGGUUCCAAAGUGACAAAAAUUGAAGCUACAUUAGUGCCCUGUACGCAGACUUCCAUGUCAUUUUUUGAUCGGCUCUACACUGAAGGAGUUGUUAGAGAAAAUGGAGUCAUUGUAAAAUGUUAUGAUGAAUAUUAUGAUGAUAUCCCUAUCUCUGAUGAAUUAAGGAAGGUCUUGCUUCUGGAAGAUUCAGACCAUUAUGACAUAUUUAGUGAAUCAGACCGCAAGGAAUUUCUGUUCUGUCUUUUUAAACAUCUUUGUAUUGGAGGAACUCUUUGCCAGUUUGAAGAUGAACUUGGUCCGUACUUAGAAACUACAAAGGCUUUAUACAAAGACUUGGUGAGUGUUCAAAAGAAUCCCGAAACGAAAGAAAUAAGCAUUACUUCUACUGUCUUCAGAGUGUCUGCAUAUGCAGGGUACCUACUGGAACACAAUUUCAUGUGGUUCUGAUGAAAAUGUUCACUCAAGAUGACCUAUUUCUGCAGUGGAUUAUUUCCAGUUAUUUUACCAACUAAACUCAGAAUCUGCAGUGUGAUCAUUUUAAUGCUGAGGUAACAAUUUACAAGCCAUAUUUUCUUGGUCUGUAUCUGAAAGAAAUGGAUGUAACCUCUUAGCCUGACGUAAAAGAAAGCUGUGCUGCUAAAAGUGAGCUGAACAGCAGCCAAGAAAUUAGAAGAAUCCAAACUGAUCUUUGCAAACUGAAUUAAUAAAUGGACAAAUAAAUACACUUCAUUUGUUUGCAGAAAUACAAGUGGAAUCAGGAAUUAAGUAUUUUAUGUGAUGUCAUCUUGAUAGCAUCGCUUUCCUUUUAUUUGAUUUUUACAUUGUGGCCAGUAAGCCCUCCUUUUGGAGACUGUCUAAAAAAAGAACACUACUAUAAUUGGGUAAUACAGAGGUUGAACCAGCUGUCAACGAUAUUGUAUGAACAUUGUGAGUCAUGCCUCCUUUUCAACAAGUCUGUGUCCAUAGAUACAUUACUCAGUAGUGUGAUCGUAUCAAAAACAGUGAUGGAAACUGAUGAUGAAAGGAAUAUGGCAUGAUUAAAAGCAGUUUAGAACAAGGUAGUCGGAUCUCAAUAUUUCAGAGUAGUAGGGUGUAGCUAUGAAUGUCUGUAGAUCUGUUUAGCAUCAAAACUUUGUAGAACUGGUCAUGAUGGGAGAAAUCACUUUGAGUCUUGUGACCAAGCACUAAGAGCUUUGGCGCUGGCGUAAAAUGAAACUGUCCUGUAGCUGAAGUAUUUGGAUGCAAACUGCUGUCUUAGAACUUUCCUUACCUGAAGGCCAACUGUAGCGCUGCUGGGAAUCAGAAGUAAUAAAUGGCUUCUUCAAAAAUUCUUUUAAACUGACGGUUAAGUGGUGCUGUGCUGAGAGAUGCUCAGCAAUAUCCUUAUUUCAGCAUUACGCUGCACAUUUCAUCUUUCAGUCAUCUGCAGGUUACCUGUAUGAGUUGAAAACGAAACGAUCCUAGUCUGUAUCAGUAAAUCAGCUAUUGCAUCCACUGCAUGUCUGAACCAAACUGCAGAUGGAAUUGGAACGACUCUUAGCCCACGUACACCUACCCCACUGCUGUAAUGAUCACAGUAACGCUACGUACAUUCUAAUGCUGUUACACUCAAGGCUUUUAGGUGCUUUUUCUUGUUGUUUCUUUGUUUUAAAUAGCCCCCUUACUAACUAGGACAAAUUUAAGAACUUGAUCAGAUUAUUUUCCUCAUCCUAGGUUUGUUAUACUCUGGAAUUUCUUGAAAUAUCAUCAGAACUUAAUUUAUUUUUGUUCUUAAGUUGAUGAGUAAACUUCCAGUGCGCAACUGCUGCCUUUAAACAGUCAAAAAUGGAGCUGAGAUCGAUCAAUUCAGUAAGGACUGCUAAGUGGGAUCUUCAGUAGCAAUGCAAAGAAGUGUAACUAGCAGUUGUGUCUCAAUGUCGGUGUUUUGAGUUAGUUCUGUGUGUGAGCUUAGGUUACUUUUGGGUUAAACUCCAAGGCAUUGUGAUGCUGGAUGCUGUUAUGUCUUAAAGCUUGCUCUCCUUACUGGAAUAGAUAAUCCAGUAUCUGAUACACACGUAUCCCCAUAAAACAUCUAUAGAGAGUUAGGUGUCUAAACCUGAGAGCUAUGGAGCUUGUGUGCUGGGUUCUUUAAAAAUAGAAUGCUAUUUUUAGCUGGCGGCAUUUGCCUACCAUCAGAAAAUGCUGUGAAUAAACAUAUCAAAUCUCUACCUGUCUUAAACAAUGCUUUUAUGGUGGUGCUUAUCUUAAUUUAAGAUUUACCAU